AUGUAUGGAAGAAUAUUCCCGAACUUAUUCACAAGGAGAACAUACCAUAAAAUGACGACAGGAAAACAAAUACUAUUAGUACCAGGUCCAGUAACAUUAUCACCUCAGGUACAAACUGCAUUAUCGCAAGAUGCACUCUCCCACACGGGGGCUGAGUUUGUUUCCAUUUUCCAAAACGUUUUGAAAAAUACAAGGAAAUUAUUCAAGAGCUACGAUAUGAAGGCUCAACCUAUUGUCAUUGCUGGUUCAGGAACUUUGGGGUUUGAUAUUGCCGGUUCUAAUUUGAUUAAACCAAAAGAUAAAGUUCUUGUUUUAUCUACUGGGUUCUUUAGUGAUUCAUUUGCUGAUUGUUUGCAGGGAUAUGGUGCUGAAGUUACGAAGUUGACAGCUCCCCUAGGUGAUGUGGUUCCAUUACAAGAUUUUGAAGAUGAAUUGAAGAAGGGUCAUUAUACGGCGGUGGUUGCUACUCAUGUAGAUACCUCUACUGGUGUAUUGAAUGAUAUUGAGAGUAUUUCUGAAGUGGUACAGAGGAUAUCUCCCGAGAGUUUCCUUUUUGUAGAUAGUGUUUGUGCCAUUGGUUGUGAAACUAUGGAAUUUGAUAAAUGGAAAGUAGAUUAUUGCUUGACUGCAUCUCAAAAGGCAAUUGGUGCACCACCAGGGUUAAGUAUAUCUAUGAUUAGUGAAAGGGCUUUACAAUUUGCAUUGGGGAAACGAAAUAAUAGUGGUGUGUUUUUUACUUCUUUGAAAAGAUGGUCACCAAUAUUGAAGGCAUACGAGGGAAAUUUGGGUGCAUAUUUUGCUACACCUCCUACGCAAUUGAUAAAUAGUUUAGAUGUUGCAUUGAAGCAAAUUUUAGAAACUGAAGGCGGUAUAGACGGAAGAGUUCUUAAACAUAAGGAAACCAGUGAUUGGUUCAAAGACAGGCUAUGUAAAGAAUUGAAUCUAAAAUUGGUAAGCAAAUAUCCUUCUAAUGUUUCUGCACAUGGUCUAACUUCUAUAUAUGUACCAAAUCCAAAAGAAACAAUACUAUCAUUAAAGGAGCGCGGGUUUAUCAUUGCAGGUGGACUUCAUAAGGAAAUUGCAAGUCAAUAUAUUAGAAUUGGCCAUAUGGGUGUAUCGGCAUGUGAUGAUGAAUUGAACCAUAUUCCGAAAUGCUUUAAGGCAUUGAAAGAUGUACUCUAA
This is a messenger RNA of Naumovozyma dairenensis CBS 421, 1182 nucleotides long. RefSeq names its product alanine--glyoxylate transaminase (gene AGX1). Gene Ontology annotation, cellular component: peroxisome. Gene Ontology annotation, molecular function: L-alanine:glyoxylate transaminase activity; L-serine:pyruvate transaminase activity. Bases 1 to 1182 code for a protein of 393 amino acids. The record is from RefSeq and is a predicted model, not a curated record. NCBI's taxonomy places the organism in Eukaryota, Fungi, Ascomycota, Saccharomycetes, Saccharomycetales, Saccharomycetaceae. The transcript has a single exon.